AUGGACUAUGGUGAUUCAUGUAACAAUGAACCUGUAACAGUGUACCAUGAAUCCACAAUUGAACGAGUAUCAACUGUUCACUUGAAGAGUGGACCAAACCAACAGUCAGCAGCUGAAGUUACACCACCAGCUCCAGUAGAAAAGAAAAAAUCAAUUCCCACCAUUCAACCAAGCACUAGAAAGAAAUCAAGUUCUCCUGUUCGAGCAGAAAGCAUACCAUGUCCAGUAGAAAAGAUACUAUGUCCAGGAGAAAAAAAACCAUGCCUUCCCAUCCCACCAUGUGCAAAUAAAAAAGCGGACAAAAGUGAACCAUGUAUAAAAUACAAAAAGCCAUGUACUACUGUCCCAGUAUGUUCACAGAAAAAACCAGGUGGUUCAACUUCACCAGAACAUAAAAAAUCAGGUGCUACCGCUACUUCAGGUUCACCAGAACGUAAAAAAUCAGGUGCUGCCGCUACUUCAGGUUCACCAGAACGUAGAAAAUCAGGUGCUGCCGCUACUUCAGGUUCACCAGAACGUAGAAAAUCAGGUGCUUCAGCUUCACCAGAUCAGAAGAAAAAAGGUGAACUCCCACCAUGCCCACCACAAGAAGAGAAAAAAAUAGAUGAAAAGGCCAAGCCAUGUCCGGAAAAGAAAAGAUCAGAUUCCGACAUCCCGCCCUGUCCAAAAUCAGAAGCAGAAUCUGCGUCACGUUCAGCUGAAGAGCGAAAGUCAGAUUCUGAAAAGGGAGAGCCCGAUGCUGGAAAGAGAAAGUCGGUUGCUGAAAAGGGAGAGACCGAUGCUGAAAGGAGAAAGUCGGAUGCUGAAAGAAGAAAGUCGGAUGCAGAAAGGAGAAAGUCGGGUGCUGAAAAGGGAGUGACUGAUGCUGAAAGGAGAAAGUCGGGUGCUGAAAAGAGAAAGUCGGAUGCUGAAAAGGAAAAGUCGGAUGCUGAUCUUGGCCCACCAGGUUCGCCAAUAAGGAAGACAUCAGGAGAGAAUGACGAGCUUGAGGAAUGUCCACUUAGUGAUGAUGAAGGUGACACAGAAGGAAUAGUUGAGACAAGUUCACCCAUCCUUGUUCCAAGUUCACCCGUCCUUUCUCCGCGUUCUCUUUUUACUUCCGAUUACGCUGAGAAAGAUACAAGUGUGUCAUCCACAAAAUCAAUGGAGGAAUCAUCACGAUCUCUACCCCCGGAGAAAGAUGAGACAAAGGAACCUGAUAUUCCAGACUCACCGAAGGCAGAAAAAAAGCCAGAAAUCUCUGAAGAUAUCCCAGAAAAACCUGAAGAAAAAGCCGAGCCAGCAGCUUCUGAUGAUGUUCAAAGUCCAGCUGCUAGGGAAGAUUCUCCCAGCCCAUCUCAACAGAAGGGUGAAUCCAUUGAGCAGCUACCCACCAUUGUAGAUGAAGGGUUUAAAAUGGUGUAUGGAAGAAUUGAUGAAUUAGGAUCCAAGAUGGAUGGUCUCAUAGACAGUAUUAAAACUCUUGCUGAUGUUGUGAACCGCGAACAGGUUUCAGGCUCAGAACAGGAACCGCCAAAGGAAGAUGAAACUGCAUAA
This is a messenger RNA of Callorhinchus milii (elephant shark), 1536 nucleotides long. Its product is annotated as neurofilament heavy polypeptide-like. The transcript is spliced from 2 exons. NCBI's taxonomy places the organism in Eukaryota, Metazoa, Chordata, Chondrichthyes, Chimaeriformes, Callorhinchidae. The record is from RefSeq and is a predicted model, not a curated record. The coding region runs from base 1 to 1536 and encodes 511 amino acids.